AUGUCUAGUAGAAAGAACCAAUAUAUUUCGUGUUUUGAAAACUUGAAGGUACUUAAGCUUCCUUACGAGCAAGGCGGGGACAAGAGGCAGUUCUCCAUGUACAUACUUCUUCCAAAAGCACAAGAUGGCCUUUGGAGCUUGGCAGAAAAGUUGACCUCUGAGCCAGAGUUUCUGGAGAAGCAUAUCCCUGCUCGAGCGGUUCCAGUCGGGCAAUUCAAGAUCCCUAAGUUCAAGAUAUCAUUUGAUUUUGAAGCGUCCAAAUUGUUCAAGAGUUUGGGCCUCCAACUCCCAUUCAGCACAGAAGCAGAUCUUUCGGAAAUGGUCGAUGCCCCAUUAGGACAGAGUUUGUGUGUCUCAUCUAUAUUCCACAAAUCUUUCGUAGAAGUGAAUGAAGAAGGAACUGAGGCUGCCGCAACAACUGUUGCGGUAGUCAUGUGUAAAUCGCUUCCACCAGUUCCUCCCAUGAAGGUGGAUUUUGUCGCGGAUCACCCUUUCCUCUUCGUGAUACGAGAAGACAUGACCGGUGUGGUGCUAUUCGUCGGUCAUGUGAUCAAUCCUCUGCUUGCAGCUUAG
Molecule: messenger RNA, 573 nt
Organism: Triticum turgidum subsp. durum (durum wheat)
Lineage: Eukaryota; Viridiplantae; Streptophyta; Magnoliopsida; Poales; Poaceae
Source: the annotation of a GenBank genome assembly